Messenger RNA from Triplophysa rosa, 2700 nucleotides. It is a transcript of the gene abcb7, whose product is annotated as ATP-binding cassette, sub-family B (MDR/TAP), member 7. Gene Ontology annotation, cellular component: mitochondrial inner membrane. Lineage: Eukaryota; Metazoa; Chordata; Actinopteri; Cypriniformes; Nemacheilidae. The coding region runs from base 388 to 2598 and encodes 736 amino acids. Gene Ontology annotation, biological process: intracellular iron ion homeostasis; transmembrane transport. The transcript has 16 exons. Gene Ontology annotation, molecular function: ABC-type transporter activity; ATP binding; ATP hydrolysis activity. The record is from RefSeq and is a predicted model, not a curated record.
CGGCCACGUGCCUGGAGUGGUUGAAUGUAGCGUCUAGUUAUAUAUGUCUACGACGGUGGAUGCCAACCAAACGGUUUUGACUAGAAAGGAUACAGCUACCUCAAAUGGGCAUGCGCACCUAAAUGCCGCAUUAUAUUAGUCACGCUGAAAACAGUUGAUAAAUAUUUUAAUUAGUGUAAGGUUAGCUUUAGGGUUGGGGUAACGUUAGGUGAAGGCGUUAGCUAAUGUAUGUUAAUUUAUUGUAAUUAUAUGGCGAGGUUUUGCACCACUUCCGGCCGUAGCCGUUUCCCUUCUAGCAACAAACCAAACAAGAAGAAGCUGACCAACGAUUCCGGUCUAAAGUGAUGUCAAGCAUGACGUCACGUCGCGCGUAGAGUUCAGUUCAGCAUGGCGCCGCUCUUGCUCCCGCUGAAGUGUGGCUUUAACAUUCAAAGGCGCAAAUUAUCGUUGUUACUACAGCAGAGCAGCGGUUUUCAUAUACGGAGUUAUCACGAGCACAGAGAGACGAAUAAACACACACGACAGUCAAGUUUAAACCCAGCGUCAACAUGGACCAUCAGCAGAAGCCCAAACACACAGCGGAUUCUGCAAGCGGUGAAACAUUCACAGGUUCCAGAGAGACCGUGCUGGCAUGGAAAUGCAGGAGGAGGACUGAGUGCAGAUCCCAAAAAUGUGCUGAAGGAAGUGAACACAUCGAAGAUUCUCGGAGCCAUGUUGACGUAUGUUUGGCCCAAGGAUCGACCAGACCUCCGUGCUCGUGUGGUCAUAUCUCUGAGCCUGCUUGCCGGAGCCAAGAUGACCAACGUGACGGUGCCCUUCAUGUUUAAAUAUGCUGUGGAUGGCCUGAACCAGAUGUCGGGACACAUGUUGAACCUGAGCGACGCGCCAAACACGGUGGCAACCAUGGCAACGGCUGUUUUGAUUGGCUACGGCGUGUCUCGUGCUGGAGCGGCUCUCUUCAAUGAGCUGAGGAACGCUGUCUUUGGGAAAGUGGCUCAGAGCUCCAUCAGAAGGAUCGCCAGGAAUGUCUUUCUUCACCUUCAUAACCUGGAUCUGGGCUUUCACCUGAGCAGACAGACAGGAGCACUGUCCAAAGCCAUUGACCGCGGCACGCGAGGAAUCAGUUUCGUUCUGAGCGCGCUGGUCUUUAACCUCGGGCCCACUCUCUUUGAGAUGCUGCUGGUCAGCGGUAUUCUGUAUUAUAAAUGCGGUGGUCAGUUUGCUCUGGUGACUCUGGGAACUCUCUCAGCGUACACGGCAUUCACAAUCGCUGUUACACAAUGGAGGACACGGUUCAGGAUCGAGAUGAAUAAAGCCGAUAAUGAAGCUGGAAACGCUGCCAUCGACUCUCUUCUCAAUUAUGAAACUGUUAAGUAUUUCAACAAUGAGAGGUACGAGGCGGAGCGGUAUGAUGGUUUUCUGAAGGUGUAUGAGUCCUCUUCUCUGAAGACCACCUCGACUCUGGCCGUACUGAACUUCGGUCAGAGUGCUAUCUUCAGCGUCGGUCUCACCGCUAUCAUGGUGCUCGCCAGUAAAGGCAUAAUGGCAGGGACGAUGACAGUUGGAGACCUGGUGAUGGUGAACGGCCUUCUCUUUCAGAUCUCUCUGCCGCUCAACUUUCUGGGCACGGUGUACAGAGAGACCAGACAAGCUCUCAUAGACAUGAACACACUCUUCACACUGCUCAGCGUGGACACUAACAUAAAGGAGAAGGAAAUGGCUCCACCUCUGCUCGUAACUUCUCAGGAAGCCACCAUCAGGUUUGAGGAUGUGUGUUUUCAGUAUUUGGAAGGACAGAAAGUGCUCAACGGCGUUUCAUUUGAGGUUCCCGCGGGGAAAAAGGUGGCCAUCGUUGGCGGGAGUGGAUCUGGGAAGAGCACCAUCGUUCGAUUGCUGUUUCGAUUUUACGAGCCACAGCAAGGAAACAUCUACAUCGCAGGCCAGAACAUUCGUGAUGUUAGUUUGGAAAGCUUGAGGAAAGCUGUGGGUGUCGUACCGCAGGAUGCCGUGCUUUUCCACAAUACCAUAUUUUACAAUCUCCAGUAUGGUAACAUCAGUGCCACGGCAGAGGAGGUGUACAGCGUGGCCAAACUGGCCGGAAUCCACGACGCCAUUCUCAGAAUGCCUCAUGGGUACGGCACGCAGGUGGGAGAGCGAGGCCUGAAGCUGUCAGGUGGAGAGAAGCAGCGUGUGGCCAUUGCUCGAGCCGUCCUGAAGAAUCCUCCCAUUCUGCUGUAUGAUGAAGCCACGUCUUCACUAGACUCCAUCACUGAAGAGACUAUUCUCAGCUCUAUGAAGGAAAUGGUGAAGGACAGAACAUCUGUGUUUAUUGCUCACCGGCUGUCCACCAUCGUAGAUGCGGAUGAGAUUAUUGUAUUAAAUCAGGGGAAAGUGGCAGAACGUGGCGAUCAUCACUCUCUCCUCAACACACCGGGCAGCCUGUACGCCGACCUGUGGAACACGCAGAACAGCAAAGUUCUGAGUAACGUCGGCAAGGCCGAGAGAAUGAGAAAGAUCUCACAGAAAGAGGACGAGCGCACGAAACUGAAGGAAGAGAUCAUGAACAGCGUGAAGGGCUGCGGCAACUGCUCGUGCUGACCUCCGCGUCACGUCUUCAGUAUUUGUGAGUGCCGGCUGACCUCCGUCAGGCUAUCACGUCUCCAUGUUUCAUCUGGACGUUCUCUUGUCGUCUAUGGGACC